Molecule: messenger RNA, 1893 nt
Organism: Neodiprion fabricii
Lineage: Eukaryota; Metazoa; Arthropoda; Insecta; Hymenoptera; Diprionidae
Gene: Tango9
Product: solute carrier family 35 member F6
Exons: 8
Coding region: 302-1444 (380 amino acids)
Biological process (GO): pyrimidine nucleotide-sugar transmembrane transport
Cellular component (GO): intracellular membrane-bounded organelle; Golgi membrane
Molecular function (GO): pyrimidine nucleotide-sugar transmembrane transporter activity
Source: RefSeq, a predicted model, not a curated record
UCCGAUGUCUCAUAAUAUCGCAAAUUCGUAACGGUUGGUAGCGCUGUGGUAUUCUACUGAACGUAUUCAAUAUUGUAUAUUGUUGUAUAUUCUGUAUAUUGUUGUAUAUUCUGUAUAUUGUUAUUCGUGCUCGUUUCGUACAUACUUAUAUACUUGUCGUCCCUGCUCAAAACCGAAUUAUUCUAUCUGUCAUAAUCGACGAUUCGGUUCUAGACAUAUCGGGAAUGCGUAAAUGCCUCCUAUGAAACUUUGGAGUUACUAAAAUCCAUGGUAAUUAAGAGUUUCUAAACAACGAACGACCAUGGCUUGGACCCACUACCAAAGAGUACUGGCCAUUCUUAUGGUUAUUACUGGUUCCCUCAACACCCUUUCCGUCAAAUACGCGGACUUGCAAAUAGUUAAAGGUCAAGAUGAAGAACCUCGACAUUUCAAUCAUCCCUUCAUGCAAUCGUCAUUUAUGUUUCUGGGCGAAAUGUCUUGCAUGCUGUUAUUUAAAAUUGCUUUUUGCUACUACACCCGGCAGAUGAAUGGCAGUGUCGACUCCAAUUCUUUGACGAAGGGUUCCCGAAAUUUUAGCCCUCUUGUAUUGCUUGCACCGGCAAUGUGUGAUAUGUUUGCAACAUCUUUGAUGUACGUUGGGCUAAACAUGACAUAUGCUAGUAGCUUUCAAAUGCUGCGAGGUGCAGUUAUUGUCUUCACUGGAAUACUCUCAGUAGGAUUCUUGGAUCGGAAGUUGGGAUCAAGAGAGUGGUUUGGAAUUUCCCUAAUUAUAAAUGGCUUGAGCUUGGUUGGGAUGAGCGAUUUUAUCAUGCAAAAUGACAGCAGUGUCAGCACUAAUUCCAUUAUCACUGGUGAUUUACUUAUCAUAUGUGCACAGGUGAUUACGGCAGUUCAAAUGGUGGUGGAAGAAAAAUACGUCUCUGGAUUGGACAUACCUGCGCUCCAGGCAGUUGGUUGGGAAGGUGUUUUUGGAUUCAUUGGAAUAUGCCUUGCUAUGAUUCCGCUCAAUUACAUAUAUGCCUUGCCACCUUUUGCGAACAACUCUCGAGGAACAUUAGAAGCUACUGUAGAUGCUUUUGUUCAAAUUGGCAACAGCAUACAUUUACUUAUGGCAAUUAUUGGUAUGACCGUGAGCAUAGCAUUCUUUAACUUUGCUGGCGUCAGUGUUACAAAGGAAAUGAGCGCCACUACAAGGAUGGUAUUGGACAGUGUAAGGACAUUGGUAAUAUGGGCAUUCUCUUUGGCAUUUCAAUGGCAAACUUUUCAUUAUCUUCAGCUCAUAGGUUUUGCAGUUUUACUAAUUGGUAUGUCCUGCUACAACAAUAUUGUUGUACCACAAUUGUUCCGAAAAAUUCAGUGUCGCUUGGGGCGGCGUCAGCCACAACAGGAUGAAGAAAGCAUCAUCACUACAGCAGCCGACGACGUUGCCGAUAAAAAUGAAUAAAUGUAUUCCUUAUACUACGUAUUUAAAUCGAAUUCUCGAUGAUAAAUACACAAUUGCUACUGAAAGAGAUAAAUAUUGAAACAAAGUAUUUCAUUGAUACCACCAUAACGGAUUAUGGGAAUUUUUCUUGCGUGGAAUUGUUAGAUGUGGUGAGAGGCAGAUUACAGCAAAAUGUAGAGAGAGGCUAAUAGGAAUGUGAGCGAAAGGCAUGUGGAGUGUACAGCAAGAGAGCACGAGAGUAGUAGAGUUGACAAUAAAGGUAGUAAGAUGAAAAGCGGAAGAGAGUAAGGAGAGAGUAAAGAAAAGUUAUGUGUGUGAGUCGAACUGUAGACGUAAGAGAACGAGAAAAACAUGUUGAAUUACCAGAUUUAAUAAUCCUGCGUCUCUAAUUGAUCGUCGUAUUGUUAAUGUAUUGUUACCAUGAAUAUAUAAUUUGUUCUUUCUACAGA